Medicago truncatula (barrel medic) is the source of this 658-nucleotide messenger RNA. RefSeq names its product DNA-directed RNA polymerase III subunit RPC10. The transcript has 4 exons. Bases 154 to 507 code for a protein of 117 amino acids. The record is from RefSeq and is a predicted model, not a curated record. NCBI's taxonomy places the organism in Eukaryota, Viridiplantae, Streptophyta, Magnoliopsida, Fabales, Fabaceae. Gene Ontology annotation, molecular function: nucleic acid binding; zinc ion binding. Gene Ontology annotation, biological process: termination of RNA polymerase III transcription; DNA-templated transcription. Gene Ontology annotation, cellular component: RNA polymerase III complex.
UCACACAACUAAAAACCUAGUAACUGAACUGAAACUGCGUAUUGUGUGGAAUUCGUUCUGUUUAUCGAAAACUUGAAAAACAUUCAAGUCCAGACCUCCCAUUCAUCUAUUGCUCUGUUUCUUGUUUCUUCAAGCGCACCUCUUUCAAUUCAAAUGGAGUUUUGCCCUAUGUGCGGGAGCAUGCUGAUGCUUGAAUUACCAAAUGCUACGAGUCACGGCACAUCUCAUCCCACAAGGUUUUAUUGCCUCACUUGUCCAUAUAUUUGCCCAAUCAGGAAAGAGGUUAAGAUUAAGAGAAGGCAAAUGCUCGUCAGGAAAGGGAUUGACCCUAUUAUCUCCCAUGAUGAAAUCAACAAGAAUAAACCAAAAGCCGACAUACCAUGCCCAAAUUGUCGCCAUCCUCAAGCUAGUUAUCACAUGGAACAGACUCGAUCAGCUGAUGAACCUGCAACAAUAUUUUACAAGUGCAUGAAUCAAAAGUGUGAACACCAGUGGAAGGAGGGAUAAAGAUAUAGAAGAUUUUCAUGCUGUUUCUGAUUGGAAUUAUCUGACAGAUUAAUGCCUUUUUUUAAUUUUAUUUUACUUUAUGAAUUAAUUAAUUAAUAGUUACAAAAAUGACAUAGCUUUAUUAUGUGGUUGUUGCCACACAAUUUCCAAA